GGGCACAUCUCUCUCGCUCGUGGGUAAACCGUAUGUUGUGUGUUGGCCGACACCGCAUUAACACACGUCUAUGUACAAUUUUAAACAAUUUUUUUUCCUUUUAAAAAAAGGGGACGAAGAAGGAAAAAAAAAUUCGGAUAGUCACGUGACCUAUUUUAAAAUAGCACAGCCAGUAUAAAGCUCAGCGGGUGAGAGACGAACCCCAUUCAGCCCGCUCGUGUUGUCUGCUGUAGACAGGGCUGUGUCAUCAAGCAGACGCCGGCUACCUCCUCUACGUUUCAUACUGGCAGACUGGACUUUUCUACUGCAUCCACACCGCUGUUUACAUCAAGUAUAUUGUGACGUGUAGGCUACUGUGUUUAAAUAAUCACGAAGUUACAUCAACUAAACCUACAACAGUUGGUUGUUUUAUAACCGUUAACACUUCCGUACCUGUUUCAACCACCAACAAAAAAGAACCGGCUACAGGAAGUACACGGUGACAUCACCAUCUGCCACAGGCCCACCAAAUUGUACACCAACGGAUGUUCACCAACCUAGGCCCACCAACGGAUGAUCUAGUUCACCAACCCAACAGGAUACCAAGGGUGGCCGUAGUUGAUCUAUUCAACACAUCCCUGUUCAAAAAACGUUUGUCUUAACCCACACGGCGCUCAUAAAUCAGCCAUUAACUUGAUAACCCCAACUGUGUAGAUGCCACUUCUUGAGAAUGCCAAUACCUCGACGAUUGUUUUCCCAUCUUUGAAGGCUUAAAACUUUCGAAUCAUUGUGUUUCGCAUCCCUAGCGAACUCUUCCACUUCCCGGUACCCUAGGAGGUAAAAACAAGAUCCUGCGGAUGCCUAAGUCAGCAGUGGCUGACGAUGUAUUUUUGUCCGUGCCCCUGCAAUGAUCCCAUUGACCCGGAAACGGAAGAGAACACGUUCGUCGCCCUGCCCAGAAAUCUUUCCUACGUCCAAGACAGCUACCUGGACCGCUACAGUGUGAGCGCGCGGUUCGUACACAACCCUAAGAUCGAACGCUGCAUCCAGCACGAACAGAAUGAAGAAUACAAAGCCAACGUAGAGGACGAAACCAUCGGCCUGCUGUCGGUGAUCAAAGCUCAGGACUUCCCCGUCAACUUCAGCGCCAACAACAGUGAGGCGCUGCGGCCGCUCUUGUCCCCCACGCCACCAGCUUACACCCGCCCAGAGUCCCCGACUUUUCACAGCGCGUUUUCGAUCUACUCGUCGCCGUACGUCAAGAGCACGGGCGCUAACUCGUCGUCAGCAACAUCGCCGCCUCUCCUCUCCUCCUCGUCGUUUCUUGCCCCGGCCUCUCGUGUCGCCUCCAAGCUCUCGGCGUUGAUCCACUCUCCUCCCAAUGAGUGUAUGGACAGGGAUGCUGGGAGCAGCGUGGAUGGUGACAACAUAUCACUCGUGAUGGAUGCUCUAGGCGGCAGUGGAUUGUCCUCUCUAGGGGAGGACAUGGACAGGGGCGUUACCCCCAAGUUUGGUCAUGAAACCGAAAACUACAGUACUUACUGUGAUAAUGGAGAUCUAGAUCCGGAUCUAAUGUUAGCGGAUAUUGUGUCCAACGAUUCGGAUGAUACAGGUUUGGUAGAGCCAGGGGACGUCAAUGCAGGGGGGACCACUGCAGUAGAUGACCCGGAACUCAAACCUUAUGGGGUCGGAGGCAAGACCCACUUCCCUAAAAUCGGCAGUGAGGAAAUCUCCCAUAAAACCGGACUGCACGUCUCUGUGGAUCCGGUCAACGGUCCGGUUCCAUUCGGUUCGCCGGAUUCUGACGGUUUUAGUGAAGAGGGUAUAUUCGUGAAUAUGGACGAUCUGGAGAACACGGAGAAAUCUGUUAGCGAGGUCAGCGACGACACGUACGUCUCGGCCGACUCCAUGUUCAGCCCUGAGGAGGGGGACGUGGACAGCGAGUCGGUCCUGGAACCAUCCCGGAAGAUGACGCUACAGGAGGCUAUUGACCGCGCGGCAUCUGACCUGAGUAAAAUCACGAUGAACAUGUACGGCGAGUCCUCCAAGCUAGGCCAGGACUCCGAGCCCCAGCAGGAGCUUUACGAUGAAAGUUUGAAAUCCCGGAUCACGCUGGCAUCUAUGGGCAGAGCCUCGCCCGUGCGAAUGAUCACAGGACUAAAGCUUCAGGUCAACGAACAGAGUAGUGUUGAUGUUCAACCUCCGGGCUGUGAAUCACCCACCGACCAGAACGAAAGUCCAGUAUAUGAAGAAAGUGAGUUUAACUUCAGUCGCGUACAGCUUAGGAAAUCUUCUUCUCUAAAAACAAACAAAACGCCCCCCGGGACGCCCCACCGGAAGAAGGUCGUCAGAUUUGCUGACGCUAUGGGCCUGGAUUUGGAAUCAGUCCGACACGUGCUGAACAUGGAAUCGCCCCCAAAGAUUCCCGCCUCCGCCAUGGCUGACCUGCGGGCCGGCUUGUCCGAAGACCGGAAAGACAUCGGCUCCAAGUACCUGUGUCCGUGCUUCAACCAGCCGGGCGCGGCGGAAAACUUUACCCAGAAGGUCCUGUCCCAGAAGGUCUGUCUUGAGAACGCCAUCAUCACGGAUCUUACCAUAACUGGCAUCGUUCGUGUGUCCAACAUCUCCUUCCACAAGAGCGUGCGGGUCCGCUACACGCACAACUCGUGGGCGACCUUCCACGACAUCGCGGCCAGCUAUGUCCAGAACUCGUGUGACGGCCCUACGGAUCGCUUCUCCUUCAGCAUCGUGGCGCCGCCCUACUUUGGCCCCGGCUCCCAGCUCGAGUUCGCCGUCUCGUACAACGCCGGGGGCGUCGAGUACUGGGACAGCAACGACGGGAAAAACUACGUGUUUGAAUGUUUUGCCAAAACGGUGCCGACUGAAAAUGAAAACGCCUGGCUUCACUUUCUGUAAUAUUUCUUAUUUCUAUUUUCGACGGUCGAUACCCUGACUCUGCUCUGGUCAGUACGGACAGUGGUCACUACGGCUACAAGACUUGUUGAUAACGAGCACAAUAUUUUCUUCAUGCAGUCAUGUAUGUAUAGUAGAUGUAGUCCAAAUGGCGUCUUGAUUGCCGAUAUCUUUAGUGCAUCAACACCAUACAGAGCUUGUAGUCCUACUGGAAUUAGCUGGCAGUAGGUUGCGUUACAAGAUGGGGCAUGGGCGGAGCUAGUUCCAAAAAGGGGUGGUCUUGAUCUAUACGCCCUGGUUGUUACACUGCUCUGCUUCCAAAGACGUGUCUGUCUGUCGAUAAAAGAAGCAUUUGUCUGUCCGUCAUACGGGUUUCUGUAUCCACAGACUUGUAUGUCACAUAGAGAAAGAUUUGCCUGUCUGUAAGACAGACUUGCCUGUCUGUACGACAGACUUGCAUGUCUGUCAAUUCUUGUUUAACGUCAUGUGUUUUUUUUCUUUAUUCGUUCAUCAAUGAAAGUGGACCUCCUAUUGUCUUCCUUUCAAUCAUGUGAUGUUUAGAGUGUGAUUUAUUUUCACUUGAUCUGUUAUAUACUAAAUAUUUAAUAUACACCUGUGUUGGUAGAGCCGAAGACCCAAGUGCUAGAACUAAUGUCACGUUUUAAACGUUGGAGUUGUUCCAGUUUGAAAGACUAUAUUCUCAAGUCUGAAGCCCUUCAUGAUUACUAGAUAAAAGCUUAGCCUCAGUCGGAGAGUUAACUGUCAUUAUUGUGGACUUGGCAUUUAAAGUUUAGCACAAGGGUCUUCGUUUUGUUUGCAAUCUAAGUAAAAAAGAUGUUUCUAUACUGUAUACGUUGUCAUUCGAUAAAGAAAUCUAAGCAUUUUUUUUAAAGCUGUAUAACUGUUUUCCGUUGAAAUAUUUUUCUUUAUCUUCGUUUUUAUUUAUAAUAUAUUGCAAGAUUUUGAAAACUAAUUGUACAUAUUUUUUUCCUGUUUGUAAUGUCUUAAGUUACUUUUUUUAAAGACACGUACAUGUGAUUGCAUUGCAUUUUUGUUUGGUUGACAUCUGUAAGAAAGUAUAAGAUGGUCACUAGGACUGUAUCUUUCUCCACCUGCACCGUAGGUGGUCUGACCGUUGAUGGUCAGUUUGGCCGUUGAUGGUCAUCUGACCGUCGAUGGUCAUCUGACCGUAGAUGGCGUUUGGCCGAACAUGGUCAGUUUGACCGUAGAUGGCGUUUGGCCGUAGAUGGCCAGUCUGACCGUAGAUGGUCAUCUGACCGUAGAUGGUCAGUUUGGACGUAGAUGGCUAGGUUCACUAAAGAUAUUCGGCCUAGGGAUGGUCAGAUAACUUGAGGAGGAGUCCGGCUAACGUGAACAUGGGGUGGCUGC
Molecule: messenger RNA, 4281 nt
Organism: Physella acuta
Lineage: Eukaryota; Metazoa; Mollusca; Gastropoda; Physidae
Product: glycogen-binding subunit 76A
Biological process (GO): regulation of glycogen biosynthetic process
Cellular component (GO): protein phosphatase type 1 complex
Molecular function (GO): protein phosphatase 1 binding; glycogen binding
Source: RefSeq, a predicted model, not a curated record